This is a messenger RNA of Austrofundulus limnaeus, 1063 nucleotides long. RefSeq names its product agouti signaling protein 1 (gene asip1). The transcript has 4 exons. Gene Ontology annotation, cellular component: extracellular region. Gene Ontology annotation, molecular function: neuropeptide hormone activity; melanocortin receptor binding. Bases 398 to 763 code for a protein of 121 amino acids. The record is from RefSeq and is a predicted model, not a curated record. Lineage: Eukaryota; Metazoa; Chordata; Actinopteri; Cyprinodontiformes; Rivulidae. Gene Ontology annotation, biological process: melanosome organization; hormone-mediated signaling pathway.
CAGCCGUGGUCCCGCCUCCAGUACAAGCCUCCCAGUAUGUCUUCAUUAUCAAACGCACAAACGAGUGCCAAGGUAAUCCUUCUGGAGCAGAGAUAAAGGAGAAACCAGGAUAAAAAGAGAAAAAGUGCUGGACCGAGUCGGAGGUUGAAUACCUAAAUCAGCAGAAAGGAGGGAAAUUAUUUGAACCCCGUAAAUCAGAGGUGAAGCGAGGGAUAAAAGAGGAAGAGGAGAGCGAGGAACAUCUUGACUUGGAGACUCGAGGAAGGAAGAAACAGCGACUUGUAGCAACAACGGGAAUAAAAGUGGAGAGCAGACGAGCCGAGAGCGGCGCCCCAAAGACACGAGCGAAACAUCGAGACGGACCGUCAGCCCGCCGGCGCAGGACCCACAGAGAAAGAUGCAGGCCUCGCUGCUGCUCGCCGCCAUGCUGUUUUAUCUUGGCUCCGCCCACAUGAUUGUUGACGACAGACAGGCCACCAAAACGGCCUUCGUGUCCAACUCUGUGUCUCAGAACCUGGAGAUUGACACGCCUCCUGUUGUUAUUGUGGAGUUAGUAAAAUCUACAAAGAAGACAGAGAAACCAAAAAAGCAGAAAAAGAGUAAAUUUGUCGUCAGGAAGCGACCCCCUCCUCCUGCCAACUGCACCCCGCUGGGGGAGAGCUGUAAAUCUCCGGGCAACGUUUGCUGCGACUUCUGUGCUUUCUGCCAGUGCCGGCUCUUCAAAACGGUCUGUUUCUGCAGGAUGGGCAACCCCCGCUGCUGAGCCCCCCCGCCGCCCACCCCAGCACGUCAGGAGGGGGAGGUGGGGAGAGGCGACCCCGCUCUGUCGUUUUAUCCAAACUCACAGGGUGAACACAGUUUAUUAUGGACCACAGUACGGUGAGGGGGGCUUCCAGCUCAGCUAUGAGGGGAUUGUUUUUUUUCUUUGAGCUGAGCUGUUAGCACACAGCAGAGGAGUUUAUGUGACCAAGCAGUUCGAUACGUUUACACACGACUGCAGGAACAUUUAACUUUACAUUUAUUAUGAAGCUUGUAAAAAUAAAAAUGCAUUUUUAGAACAAAA